This is a messenger RNA of Elgaria multicarinata webbii, 597 nucleotides long. RefSeq names its product tektin bundle interacting protein 1 (gene TEKTIP1). The record is from RefSeq and is a predicted model, not a curated record. NCBI's taxonomy places the organism in Eukaryota, Metazoa, Chordata, Lepidosauria, Squamata, Anguidae. The coding region runs from base 1 to 597 and encodes 198 amino acids. The transcript is spliced from 4 exons.
AUGGAAUUCCAUGGUCUGAACUACCGGGAUCUGGUGUUAAAUCGUCCCUAUGUUCCUCAAAGCACCUUAGAAACUGACUUUCCCACCCCGCUGCACAGCGAUGAGUACCUGUCACUGAGGGGGCCAGUGAAUGCCCCCAUCAUAAAGGAGGCCGUUCGCUGGAAAUUCACGCCCAUGGGGUGGGACGCGUUCCCUCAGACCUGGUACACGGGGCUGACCAACAACCACAACCGUGACGCCUGGUACACCCUCACUAACAACGUCGGCCGAGAGGCUUACCACCGCUGGCAAAAGUCCCACGCCGAACGGGAGAAGACUCUAGCGCCUGCUUAUGCCCAGCAUUUGAGAGAGAGCAGCUGGUACGACCCAAUUGUCCCUGCUCAGUACUUGGAACCUAGCACACGAUGGGGUGCAUUUCUUUGGAAGGACAAGCCGAUUCUUGGCAAAGAAUAUGUUGUCAACCGCAACCGCUGUGCUGAAGAACUCAAGGGGAAACCGGGCUACGUGCCUCACCUGUCUUUCCACACACCUGUUUUCACCGCCAAGGACUACCGCACCUGGGGAAGGUUCAGCCGCCAACCCUCCACCAACCAGUAA